AUGGCAGCGAACGGGCACACAAAAAUAUUUUGCACUUACCUAUUUUUGUGCGUUAUAGGCCUAAUUCUGGGCCUGGGCGGGGUGAUCGCGGUAUCAGCCAUUCCCAAUGGCCGUGUAGUCGGCGGUGUUGCUGCCACCGCUAACAGCGCACCCUACAUAGUGUCGAUGCAGUAUCAGGGAACCCACUACUGUGCCGCGAGCAUCAUUAACCAGAACUGGCUAAUAACGGCGGCCCAUUGUCUGACCAACAGCGCUCAGGUGCUGCAGAGUACUUUGGUUGCGGGCAGCAUAUACGUGGCGGGAACGGCCAGCACCACUCAAAAACGUACUAUCACUUACUUUAUCGCCAACGAUCUUUAUACUGGCGGUACAGCGCCAUACGAUAUUGGUCUAGUCUAUACACCCACUAGCUUUGUGUGGUCAGCAGCCGUCGCACCCAUUUCUCUGCCAACAGCUGGAGCUGUGCCAACAGGAUCUGCCAAUCUAUAUGGCUGGGGCAGCACUUCCACCACCAAUACUGCGCAAUAUCCCAGUGUCCUGCAAGUUGCCGCCAACAUUCCGAUAAUCACUUUAAGCGCAUGCGAGUCCGCUUUGGGCCAGCAAGGAACUAGUGUGCAUUCGACCAACUUGUGCACGGGUCCACUUACUGGCGGGGUCAGCAUUUGCUCCUCUGAUUCCGGUGGUCCUUUGGUUCAGAACAACGUUUUGAUUGGCAUUGUUUCGUGGGGUAAGCUUCCCUGUGGCCAAGCGAACUCCCCCUCGGUGUAUGUGCAAGUUUCUUCCUUCACAACAUGGGUAGCUGCAAACCAGAAACUGCCAAGCAAAUAAUUGUGUUUCCCUCCUUUUCUGUUACACAACAAAACAAUUGUGGAAAUAUAUACGAAUAUGUGAAUACCAA
Messenger RNA from Scaptodrosophila lebanonensis, 898 nucleotides. Its product is annotated as trypsin alpha. The transcript has a single exon. Gene Ontology annotation, molecular function: serine-type endopeptidase activity. The coding region runs from base 1 to 828 and encodes 275 amino acids. The record is from RefSeq and is a predicted model, not a curated record. Gene Ontology annotation, biological process: proteolysis. NCBI's taxonomy places the organism in Eukaryota, Metazoa, Arthropoda, Insecta, Diptera, Drosophilidae.